Messenger RNA from Wasmannia auropunctata (little fire ant), 407 nucleotides. RefSeq lists its product as uncharacterized. NCBI's taxonomy places the organism in Eukaryota, Metazoa, Arthropoda, Insecta, Hymenoptera, Formicidae. The record is from RefSeq and is a predicted model, not a curated record. The annotation marks the transcript as partial. The transcript is spliced from 2 exons.
UUGAAACAAAGUUUGACGACGAGGUGGUAAUAGAGUGGGUAUAUUAGAUAUGGAUUACUACGUUCCACUGAAGGAUGAAGCGAUCGAGAGACCAAUUGUGUCUCAUAUUACGAAGACGCCUCGUAUAUUGGGAAGAAGAUUCGCUCUAACAUCCACUAAUUUUAAAUACUUGGAUAUUGGAAUCAGCGUGGGAUCUAUAUCUCAUGUGGAAAUACUUAUUGGUGACAACCGAGGCAAUUACAUUAUCCUGCCUUAUGGAAUGUGGAGGAUGUUCAUUGAGAGACGUAUGGACAUUGAACAAUUUCUGCAGUCAAGCGUCCCGUCAUCGCUACGAAUUCAAGAUUUAGUUAUAGAUCUCGUAAAAAUACGCAAUGAAAAUAUUGUAAAAUUGGCGCUGAAUGAUACUU